Scleropages formosus (Asian bonytongue) is the source of this 2867-nucleotide messenger RNA. It is a transcript of the gene kbtbd8, whose product is annotated as kelch repeat and BTB (POZ) domain containing 8. Lineage: Eukaryota; Metazoa; Chordata; Actinopteri; Osteoglossiformes; Osteoglossidae. The record is from RefSeq and is a predicted model, not a curated record. The transcript has 4 exons. The coding region runs from base 53 to 1855 and encodes 600 amino acids. Gene Ontology annotation, molecular function: protein binding.
CGGAAACUCACGGUGACGUUUCCGUGCAAGUUCUAAGACAGUUUGUCGGAGAAUGGCUGCCAGUGGAGAGAUAAACAGGCUGUUACAGAUACAGAAUGGGACCCCAGCAAUCACUAGCUACAAUGGCGUGGAUGCCAUGCAUGCCUGUAACCUACUCCAGCAACUUAAAGCCUUGUAUGAUGAUGCACAACUGACAGACAUUGUGGUUAGAGUAGACAAUGGGCACACUUUCUCCUGCCACAGGAACAUCCUUGCUGCAAUCAGCCCUUACUUCAGGUCUAUGUUCACUAGUGGUCUCACAGAAAGCAGCCAGAGGGAGGUCCGGAUUGUGGGGAUCGAUUCGGAGGCCAUGCACCUCGUACUUGAUUAUGCAUAUACCUCUAGAGUCACGCUCUCCGAAUGCAACGUCCAGGCCCUUUUUACAGCAGCCAGCAUUUUUCAGAUCCCUGCCCUUCAGGACCAGUGUGCCCAGUUUAUGUUGAGCCGUCUGGACCCCCAAAACUGCAUUGGGGUAUUCAUGUUUGCCGAUGCCUAUGGACACCGGGAAAUGAAGGAGAAGGCUCGGGAUUACAUCCGUAAGAAGUUCCUUUGUGUGUCAAAGGAACAAGAGUUCCAUCAUAUGACCAAAGAGCAGCUGGUCAGUGUCCUCAACAGUGAUGACCUGAAUGUGGAGAAGGAAGAGUAUGUGUAUGAGAGCAUCAUCCACUGGUUGGAGUAUGAUCAGACAAGGAGGGAGCCAGACCUUAUGCAGGUGAUAACCACUUGUGUCCGACUGCCGCUUCUGGAUGAAGCUUUCCUCAAGAAGAUCCCACCAAGCUUUGCUCAGGCCAUGGCCAAAGAUUGGCUGGAGAAGAGCAAGUACAACGAUGGCAGCUGUCCUCAGCGGCUGGGCAUGACCGCAUCAGAGAUGGUAAUUUGCUUCGAUGCUGCCCAUAAACACUCAGGGAAGAAGCAAACUGUGCCUUGCUUGGACACCACCACUGGGAAGGUUUUCAAGCUCUCUAAACCACCCAAUGACCUUCGGGAGGUGGGCAUCCUGGUGACCCCAGAGAAUGAUAUCUACAUUGCUGGGGGCUACCGGCCGAGCAACAGUGACUUGAGCAUUGACCACCGGGCAGAGAAUGAUCUCUGGCUGUAUGAACAUGCAGGGAACCGCUGGCUGCCCCGGGCACCCCUCCUCCGUGCCCGUAUCAGUUGUCGGCUGGUGCACUGCUGUGGGAAGAUCUAUGCCCUGGGUGGGCGUGUCUAUGAGGGUGAUGGUCGUAAUGCGCUCAAGUCUGUGGAAUGCUAUGAUGCCAGAGACAACUACUGGAUGGCUGUCAGCCCCAUGCCCAUUGCCAUGGAGUUCCACAGUGCCAUUGAGUACAAGGACCGCAUCUAUGUCCUGCAAGGUGAGUACUUCUUCUGCUAUGAUCCGCACAAGGACUACUGGGGUGCUAUGGUUCCCAUGAGUGUUCCUCGGAGUCAGGGACUGGCUGCCCUACACAAGAAUUUCAUCUAUUACAUCGCUGGCACUGGCAAGAACCACCAGCGCACAUUCAUCAUGGAGGCCUUUGAUCUUGAGCAGAACGUGUGGACUCGAAAGAAGGACCUGCCUUUUGACCAUGCCAGCAGCCCCUACAUCAAGGUAUUGCAUCUCCACGGCAAACUGCACCUGUUUGUUCGGGCCACGCAGGUGACUGUGGAAGAGCUUGUCUUCCGGACCAGUCGCAAGAAUUCCCUCUACCAGUACAACGUGGAGACCGACCAGUGGAAGAAGGUGUACGAGACACCCGAUCGCCUCUGGGACCUUGGCCGUCAUUUUGAAUGCGUCGUCGCCAAGGUUUAUCCGCAGUGUCUUCAGAAAGUCCUCUGACUGUGAAGGGGUUGGUGCUGUCAAAUGAUUAAAACUGCUGGGGUGCCUAGUUCUGCUUCCCCGCCUGCUGCUGUCCACUUUGGCGAUACAAGAGUUUUUUUUUUUUUUUUUUUGGACAUUAAAAUUUCAUGUUGCAAUGAUGGGUGCUUGUAAAGCUUGCAGUAUUUAGUUUUCCAGUUGCCCUCCUCUGUGAUUUACAGUGGUACAGGAAUCACAAGUGCAAUUAAUGUUUGCUACAGACUUUGCUUUUUUGUUUAUCAUAACAAAAAGAUAUAGUUUCUCAUUUGGUUGCCAAGUAGUUGUCUGAAUGUCAUAAAAAUGAAAUUGCAUACGGGUAUCAUCAUCAUCAUCAUUGCUGCUUACUAUAUUUAGUCUUAAUUUUCUUCUGGUUUUGUCUAACUACACCUCAGUCUUCAGGUUGAUAGUUCAAUAGUAUGUUACCAAUUAGAACAAUUUUGCAGACUUAUAAAUGGAUUAGUUUUAUCACCUUCAAGCACAGUUGUGCAAGUCUUUAAUUCUUUAAGUGGAAAACUUAAGGCAGUUGAAAUUAGCCACAUUUUGCAGCCAACUCUUUUAUGAUCUUGGCUAUGAUUCGGAGUUUUAGGUUGCUCAGUUAAAGUGAACCUGGUGUUUGUGACUUAUGAACUGCUUGGCAGUCAUUGCCUUGAAAUGCAAAGUUAGAUGUGCUAAAGGCACAAUACCUCUCUGCCUCAGCAAGUUUGACAUGAGUGAAGUAAACAGGAACAAUUUAAGGUAUUAAUAUAUUAAUACAUACAGCAACUAAGCAUUAUCUUUUUUGGUAGCAUGUUUCCAGUUGCAGGUCAAACAACUUUAAUUUUUAUGAUAGCAUUUGAUAUACCUCUUACAUGCUAGGCUGUGUAGCCCCCAGUGAGAAAGAACAGGUUGAUUUUGGUAGCAAUAACAGUGAUGUAAUGAGUAUGUUAACUGCUAUUUCAAGCUGCAUGACUGGACGUCAAUUGGAUCUGCAUUAUCAGCGUGAAGGUCAGUCCAG